GAACCUUAUUUGACUGCACAUUCAUUUUCAUGUAAAAAAAUUUGAUUGAUUAUGCAUUGUUGUGGUUAGAAAAACCUUUUCGGUCCAAAGGUGGAAUGAGUAAGUAAGGAACCAAAGUAUCGUGAGUUGUGAGUUCUCGUUCGUGAUAUAACUUCCCGAAAAAACUGCUGAAGUCUCCCACGGUGCUCCCCCCCACACAUCAGUACGGAAUCCCAACGUUGGUGGGAAUCGGAAAGUCACAACCGAUUGGCAUUGUGAAUUCAAAAACAGUCAAGACACAAGCUGAUCAUGUCAACUAGAUCUAGACAACGAAGAGAUUCUGGUAAUAGUGUUGGGAGUGCAGCAAGUGAACCUGCAAUUACUAGAAGUCGCUCCACUACUCCCUUCACAUUGAGAUCACAAUGUACACGCCAUGGUAGUGAAUGUCCAGAAGGUCAUGGUUUAAGCUUUAGAAAUCGUCUCAGCCCUUCUCCUAGAAGCAGUAGCAAGAAAUCACAUAGAAAAGUUGCUAUUGAAAAAAAUGGAAACAUUAGAAAAAAUCUUGCCCUUAAUCUUGAAGCACGAUUUCAGUUGGAUCAGCAUGAAUCUCCUAAGACCCCUAUUGCUUUAGUUACAGAAAAGUCAAAUAAUCAGACCAGCGAUUAUUCAAGUGCAGAAGAAGAAGGAGCAAGACCAACAAGUGACACCCCCAUCUUCCUUUCUUCUACUCCUCUGCAUACUAGUUUGAAGACCACUCCACUUAAAAGGUCUGCUGAGAAAACAGAUUUCACUUAUGCAAAUAGUUACAGCUACAGGACACAAGUAACCCCAGAAAGAGUGAUUUGCAUGCCAAACAUGACAAGACGGUCAAUUGAAAGGUGUCAUGGCUUUGGUUUCUCAUCACCGGAACUAAGACUGGGCUCACUUGGAAAAACUCCAGAUUUAAAUACCAGCUAUAGAAAUGCUCAUGAGUCUGAUGAUGAAAUCGAUGAAACAUACCACCUGAAGACACCACCUAAGAGCUACAGAUCUGCCGCCUACUGUUUCUCAAGUGUUGCUUUUUCCAAGCUGAAGGGAAUCGUAUUAAGCCUUGCAUGGUGGAUUUACCUCAUCACUUGCUACUCUUUAUUGCUUGAUACUUGUGUUCUCCAAAGUCGAGGAAUAACCAAAUUAAGAAAUCUAUGCAGGCAACAGAGCAAGAAUAGUCGAAAUCUGCUGAUGCUUUUCCUCUUUUUGCCUCUCUGCUUCUGUGCAGGUGGAUUGCUAUAUUCUGCUUUGCAUGCCUUCAUUACCCGCGCAGAAGAUGUCCCCUCUAAUACCUUAGUUAACCCUUUUCCAACCCAAGAUUUGCUUCCGACUUUAAAUUCUUUAUCAGACUCGCCGUCACCAAUGUCCAACCCUGUAGUAGAAUCGCCGUUAUCCAUUAUCAACCCCAUAACAGAUUUAUCGACAUCGACUUUAAGUCCUGUAGAAGUUCCACUUCUCCUGUCAGAAGAUUCAUCUUGGCAAGAUUUGAAAUACGAAUUGAAGAUAACGAAGGAAGCGUAUUCUGCUUUAAAACAACAGGUCAACGCCUAUGAUGGGAAAAUAUCAAGUCUAGCCUCUCAAGUCGAAUUGUUUCAGGGUCAGCUGAUGAGUGUACGCACGGCGGAGAUAAAAGACUGUUGUGAUCAGUCUCAUCCUGAUAUGCUUGAACAGCUUGUUGGAGCCAAAUUUGCAUCUUUAAUUGGAUCGCUUUCUCAGCAAACUGGACUAAAUGUAGAUGAUGUCGCCACUACAGUUUCUAAGUUGAACGGGGCUCUGAAAGAGCUGAAGGACCUCAAAGAAUGGAAACGUAGCGCAGAAGACAAAGAUGAAAAAUGGGGCCAUGAUAUUUCAAACAUGCAAAAUAGUUUGAAUGAAAAAGAACUGUCGAUGCUAACACAGAUAGGAGUCCUUAUUGAAGAAGCUAUUAAGCGAUGGGAAACUGAUUCAAAGCCCGCAUUGAUUCACAAAAUGAAAGAAGACCUUAUUGCUGAAAUUCGCAGCCAAAUCAAACUUGUUAAUGCCAAUUCUGGACGAGGGCUCAGCAAGGACGAAGUAGAACAAAUGAUUCAUUCUGCAUUGGGUGUAUACGAUUCCGAUAAAACUGGCUUGGCCGACUUUGCCCUUGAACCAGCGGGAGGAGUAAUAUUAAGCACUCGCUGUACUGAAACCUACAAUUCUCACCGGCCCCGACUCUCAAUAUGGGGUUUUUCGUUAUGGAGUGAACCGAACAAUCCUCGGGUUGUCAUUCAACCUGGAAUUGUUCCAGGGCAGUGCUGGUCUUUCCGUGGCUUCGACGGAUAUCUGGUGAUCCAGCUUUCAAGGAAAAUCGUCCCAACGGCUUUCACUCUAGAGCAUAUACCUCGAAGUUUGGCGCCCGAUGGUCAAAUCGAUUCUGCUCCACGAAAUUUCACCGUCUAUGGCCUUACAAGGGAAGUGGACAUCGCUGGCGUGGUACUUGGUCAGUAUACUUUUGACAAUCUUGGCGUGCCGUUGCAAAGCUUUCCAGUUCAGGCGCAUGAACCAGGAGCGUUCUCUAUUGUUGAACUACGGAUUCACUCUAACUAUGGCAACUUGAAUUAUACGUGCCUUUAUCGGUUUCGUGUACAUGGCCAUGUAGCUUAGAACAUCGCCAUGUGCCUUACCAGAACCUAAUCUGGGAAACAACGACUUAUCUCGUCGCUACCUUAUCUCUUUUAAGAACUGAUAAAAUUGUACAAAUGUUCGUGGUUACGUCUUCUAAUGCUAUCCAGAAGUAGAAGUUCCAAAUCAACGAGAUUUUUUUUUGGAACUCUAGUCUUUCAAGAAAAUUGAUGUCAAGGUAGAAAAAUGGUGCUGUGUGAAAAAUGUGCUGUUUUGUUUUUGAAUGGUUUAAAAAAUUAACUAGCCCUAGUCUGUUUGCUUUGCUUCUACUAACAUUGCUGUAUGCUUGUAUGUCCUUCUAGAAAUCUAGUGAAGUCGUUUAACCUUUCUGAUUGGUGAAUCCGAUUUGUAAAAUUAAAAUAAAGAAUAAUGAACUGGA
This is a messenger RNA of Daphnia pulicaria, 3025 nucleotides long. RefSeq names its product SUN domain-containing protein 2-like. The record is from RefSeq and is a predicted model, not a curated record. Gene Ontology annotation, cellular component: meiotic nuclear membrane microtubule tethering complex; nuclear envelope. Bases 289 to 2628 code for a protein of 779 amino acids. Gene Ontology annotation, molecular function: protein-membrane adaptor activity. Gene Ontology annotation, biological process: nuclear envelope organization. The transcript has 10 exons. NCBI's taxonomy places the organism in Eukaryota, Metazoa, Arthropoda, Branchiopoda, Diplostraca, Daphniidae.